Messenger RNA from Xiphophorus maculatus (southern platyfish), 2405 nucleotides. It is a transcript of the gene lypd6, whose product is annotated as LY6/PLAUR domain containing 6. The transcript has 4 exons. Gene Ontology annotation, biological process: positive regulation of canonical Wnt signaling pathway. Lineage: Eukaryota; Metazoa; Chordata; Actinopteri; Cyprinodontiformes; Poeciliidae. Gene Ontology annotation, molecular function: acetylcholine receptor inhibitor activity. The record is from RefSeq and is a predicted model, not a curated record. The coding region runs from base 817 to 1356 and encodes 179 amino acids.
CCGCCAGGCUUAUAAAACAGCAGAGGAAACCCUGUCAGUUCAUGGUGGAAACAAGUAGAGGAUUUCCUGCUAUAGAAAGUGUCUGGAUCUUAUUAUUCUAUCCUUUUUUCUCUUUGGAGAAGAGUUUUUAAAUUUGAUAAAGUUGUACUUAAUUUAAAUCUCAGCAGUUGUUUGAAACGAGAAUAAUUUCUGCAACUAAAUUUAGUGUUUUUUCUAUAUUUCUUUUCACUUACAUCUGUGUAACAAAGUCAAAAUAGCAGAUGUUAAAACGAGCAUUAAUAUCACCACAGUAAUGAUAAAUUGUUAUUUUAUUAUAGCAGCAGAAGGAAUAACUGUUUUUAAAUUUCAAUUAAGGUAUUUCAUAUUUUACAUUUGUGAAUUUUUCCUUUUAAAACCUCCCACUGAAUUAUAAAAACAUACUACUAACACAAGAGGUUAAAUUAUUCAAAUUAAGAAAUGUUUUAAUGAUCCCAGAGGUAAAUUAAUUAAUAUGGUGUUUUAAUGAGGCAUAUUAAUUAUGAUGAACAUUUUUCUGUCAUUUAUUAACUAUCAAACAUGCCCAGUUUUGCAAUAUAUCUCUAACUUCCCUUUACUAGCCUCACAAAGCCUCUUGUUUUGGAUCAGAUGUUAUUAAAUGUAGCUUUUUAUGAAAAUCUCAAGCAAAUAUUUAAAGGUUUUGUCACAAUAUGGGUGGAAACCCCAUCAGUUAGCAACCGAGGCUAACAAAAUCAAGGCAUUGAACUCGUGUGGCUGCUGCUUAGUGACACGUUUCUCUGUUUUAGCGUUUGAUAAGGCGCGUAGCGUUGAUGCAGACCCAUGAUGGACGUCUGGCCAGCUGUGGCCUGGAUCCUGAUGCUGAUGUCAGUUUCUGAGUGGACGGAAACCGCAGAGUCACGGGAUUUCACCAUGAAGGACAUAAUUCAGCUGCAUCCUUCAACCACACCUCAUCCAGGUGGUUUCAAAUGUUUCACAUGUCAGGACGCUGCAGAUAACUACAACUGCAACCGCUGGGCUCCAGAUGUUUACUGUCCAAAGGAUACGAGUUACUGCUACACGCUCCACAUGAUGGAUAACCAUGGCGACAGCGUUUCUGUGACAAAGCGCUGCGCGACCUUGGAGCACUGCCGCUUCGCCGGCUGCGUCAACAUCACCCACAACGGCUUCCAGGUGUGCACGUCCUGUUGCCACGGAAACAUCUGCAACGUGCUGGUGCCGAGGAACGACAGCGGCGCCGUGUUCUCCUCAGCCGGGCCUCUGGUGGGCGCGGGCAGCACGCCGCGUCCCGCUGCACUACGUUACAUCACCCUCAUCACUGCCAGCAGCUGCUGGACACAUUUAAGGAGUCAAAUCAUUUAACACACAAAAUAUUCUUUAAACUAGGAAUUCAUCAAGCCUACAGAUGACUAUGUUUAACAGUUAUUUAUGUUGAAUAUUUAAAAAUGCAUCACUUUAUUAUUUUCUAUGCAGGUUUUUUUUUUUAUAAAAUAAACUGUAAAUGUGAUUUGGAUGAUGUUUUACCCAGAGGAGAAGCUCUAUGGGAUUUUCUGAUAAACACAAAAUAUUGUAUAAAUGUUACAAUUUAAAUUGGUACUUUGCUAUUUUUUAUUUAUAAAUUUGAGAAAAGUGUGGAAUACAUUUGCUUUCCAAACCUUUCAGGCAGAAGCGAUAAAAUUUUAAUAGCUUGUGGUUGUAAGAGAACAAAAUUUAAUUUUAAAAAAAUUAUUGAAAGGGGUUUGAAUUAUUUUCCAAGGCAACAUGUAUUAUCAGAAAUCAAAACAGAGCUUGUGAGUAAAAUCUUGAACCAUUAAAGUCAUUCAACUUUAAUCUAAUUCCAGAAGAACAAUUUAGGAAAAGAUCAUCUUCUGUCCCAUGCCUCGUUUUACCAAGAUACAAAUCAUAUUUAUUGACCGAUACAAGGCAGAACUAAGUGCUAUUUUAGAUUUGUGACUGAAAAUAUAAACAUAUUUAAGACGUUUUGAUGCACUAAAAUGACCGUGCAGGAAGAAAAUAAGAACAGCUGUGGAAGCAUUAUUCUGGUACUCUUAAAUGCUUAUUUCAUGUUUUAACUUUUAUGCAUUUUGGUUAAAAUUUUGUCUAAUUUUUCUGUGAAUAAACUUAUAAAACCAGCAGUGGAUUAAAUAGUUGCUUCCUGGAAAUGAAGUGAGUCCAGCCUGAAAGGAAAACAUUUUAUUAGCAGUGCAUUACGACCCGAUGUCGUUCCAGCGAACGUGUUCAUGUCGUUUUGAGGCUUGUUCUUGUUCCUCACCUGGGAAUUUCAUAAAUACAAAUAUUCUCUAAAAAUAUCAACACUUUCUACAGAUUGAACCUAUUGCAAAGUUGGCGUUUGGAGCGCGGGUCCUCCCUGGAUGUAGUGAAGGGUGUGAAGUCGUUAACACUGACAUGUC